Candidozyma auris is the source of this 1146-nucleotide messenger RNA. RefSeq names its product ubiquitin (gene UBI4). The record is from RefSeq and is a predicted model, not a curated record. The coding region runs from base 1 to 1146 and encodes 381 amino acids. Gene Ontology annotation, biological process: protein ubiquitination; modification-dependent protein catabolic process. Gene Ontology annotation, cellular component: nucleus; cytoplasm. NCBI's taxonomy places the organism in Eukaryota, Fungi, Ascomycota, Pichiomycetes, Serinales, Metschnikowiaceae. The transcript has a single exon. Gene Ontology annotation, molecular function: ubiquitin protein ligase binding; protein tag activity.
AUGCAAAUCUUCGUUAAAACUUUGACAGGCAAGACCAUCACCCUCGAGGUCGAGUCCAGCGACACCAUCGACAACGUUAAAUCCAAAAUUCAGGACAAGGAGGGUAUUCCACCAGAUCAGCAAAGAUUGAUCUUUGCCGGUAAGCAACUUGAGGACGGAAGAACCUUGUCUGACUACAAUAUCCAGAAGGAGUCCACUUUGCACUUGGUGUUGAGAUUGAGAGGUGGUAUGCAAAUUUUCGUCAAAACUUUGACGGGUAAGACCAUCACGUUGGAGGUUGAGUCUUCCGACACCAUUGACAAUGUCAAGUCGAAGAUUCAGGACAAGGAGGGUAUCCCACCAGACCAGCAGAGAUUGAUCUUUGCCGGUAAGCAAUUAGAGGACGGCAGAACCCUUUCCGACUACAACAUCCAGAAGGAGUCCACUCUUCACUUGGUUCUCAGAUUGAGAGGUGGUAUGCAGAUCUUCGUCAAGACUUUAACCGGCAAGACUAUCACUCUUGAGGUCGAGUCCUCUGACACUAUUGACAACGUUAAAUCCAAGAUCCAGGACAAGGAAGGUAUUCCACCAGACCAGCAGAGAUUGAUUUUCGCUGGUAAGCAGCUUGAGGAUGGAAGAACUCUCUCCGACUACAAUAUCCAAAAAGAGUCCACUCUUCACUUAGUUCUUAGAUUGAGAGGUGGUAUGCAAAUCUUUGUCAAGACCUUGACUGGUAAGACUAUCACUCUCGAAGUCGAGUCUUCCGACACCAUCGACAACGUUAAGAGCAAAAUUCAAGAUAAGGAGGGCAUCCCACCAGACCAGCAGAGAUUGAUUUUCGCUGGUAAGCAACUUGAGGAUGGAAGAACCCUUUCCGACUACAACAUUCAGAAGGAAUCUACCUUGCAUUUAGUGUUGAGAUUGAGAGGUGGUAUGCAAAUUUUCGUCAAGACCUUGACGGGAAAGACCAUCACCCUUGAAGUUGAGUCGUCCGACACCAUUGACAACGUCAAGAGCAAGAUUCAGGACAAAGAAGGCAUUCCUCCAGAUCAGCAGAGAUUGAUUUUCGCUGGUAAGCAAUUGGAAGAUGGCAGAACUCUCUCUGACUACAACAUCCAGAAGGAGUCCACCUUGCACUUGGUCUUGAGAUUGAGAGGCGGUCAAUGA